UGCUCAGUCCCAGUCUCAAAGGAAGAGGUGUGGCGAUCUCAGGUUUCUUCCUGCAGUUCAUCCUUGCCUUGAGAGGACAUGGGAGAAACUACAAGAUGUGGAUUGUAUUUUUUACAAUGAAGAAUAUAUGGACUGUACCUGGAACAUAUCUGGAGAGAUGGUAAACUAUACCCUCUACACCUGGUAUAAGAAAGAACCACCACAGGAAUGCAAGAGCUACAUUCAACAACAUGGCUACAACGUAGGAUGUCAUUUCUCAACCAGUGAGAUACACCAAUUCAAACCAUUUUACGUUUUCAGAAAUGGUUCGGGAACUAUUUCAGGAGAACCCCAAAAGUUUCAGCUCCAGAACCAAGUCAAACCCUUUGCUCCUGAAAACCUGGUGGUGAAUGCCACGAAAAAGUACGGGCUCAGCCUGAGUUGGGUUUCCACGAUGCCAAAACUCGAAUGCGUGGAGUUUGAAGUCAGGUACCGGAAUAACAAGGACAAGGAAUGGCAGAAAGCUACUGUCAUGCAACAAACAGACUUCAAUUUGGCAAGUGUGGAUCCAGAGAAGCUCUACACCUUUCAAGUGAAAAGCAAGAUUAACAAAUACUGCGGCACGACAAAAUUGUGGAGUGAGUGGAGUCUCCCUGGUUACUGGGGGAGGAACGACACCCAAAUAGAAGAUUCAAAAGACGUAACCCGCACGUAUAUCACUGUGAUUUCCCUCGCUGGAAUAAUCAUACUUAUGAUUUGUUUAGUAAGGAGUGAAAGGUUGAAAGUGAUUAUCAUCCCAAAGAUUCCGAAUCCAGGCCGAAAUUUUGACCCUCUUUUUAACAACCACAAUGGGAACUUUCAGGAUUGGCUUGGGGUCUCAAAGGACACAUUGGAAGGCCUCAAAUCAAGCUACCAUGAGAACGUGUGCAUUGUGAGUGAAUCCCCACUUGAUGCCACCCAGAGUACUAUCCAUGGAGGCUUCUAUGAGCAACUUGGAAGGACAGAGAUCCCAGGGAAGACCUUCAGUCCUGACAACAUGGAAGAGGCUCAUCCAAGGUUCACCUUGCCUGCAACAUUGUUUUCUGACAUUGCAGUUUUUGUAGAAAGCACAACACCAAGUCUGGCUGAGGAGGAAGACAGUGAGCAAGAACUGACUGAAAGGAGACGGACAGAAAGAACGAGUGACCAACAGAAUGAAUGGGAGUCAUUCAAUAGUUACUGUGUGGUAGUGUGACAAGUGACUUGCACAGGCUGUAGCAGCUUUUACCAUGCAGUUUGAUGCUAAAUUAACUAAAGCUUUUGUUUUGCAUGUUUCAUUAUUCUGUAACGCUGUCUUCAUUAUAUUUUUUAAAUUUGUUUAUGCAUUUGACGGCAAUUUAAUUUCUUUCUGAGCAGAGCUUGUAAAAACGCUUCAAAUGUUUUGCUUUUGAAUAAACCAUUUAUUGAUGACUUGGCACUC
Molecule: messenger RNA, 1438 nt
Organism: Leucoraja erinaceus (little skate)
Lineage: Eukaryota; Metazoa; Chordata; Chondrichthyes; Rajiformes; Rajidae
Product: cytokine receptor common subunit gamma-like
Exons: 9
Coding region: 128-1213 (361 amino acids)
Biological process (GO): cytokine-mediated signaling pathway
Cellular component (GO): external side of plasma membrane; membrane
Molecular function (GO): protein binding; cytokine receptor activity
Source: RefSeq, a predicted model, not a curated record